Telopea speciosissima is the source of this 2167-nucleotide messenger RNA. Its product is annotated as RNA demethylase ALKBH10B-like. The coding region runs from base 88 to 1758 and encodes 556 amino acids. The record is from RefSeq and is a predicted model, not a curated record. The transcript is spliced from 7 exons. Lineage: Eukaryota; Viridiplantae; Streptophyta; Magnoliopsida; Proteales; Proteaceae. Gene Ontology annotation, biological process: mRNA catabolic process. Gene Ontology annotation, molecular function: demethylase activity; mRNA binding.
CUAUAUACGAAAACCUGAUAAUAAUCUGAAACGUGUCCUCCGAUACGACACGGUACGAUAGCAUAGGAGAGCACAAAACCAGUUCAGAUGCCGACGGCCGCGUGUCCCGUACCGCCGGCCGAUAAAGCUCUGAUGGCUUCAACGAUGCCUAUCCCGGCAGCGCAGAUGCCGUCGGAGACGUUCGCAAGAGACGCCAUUAUCGCGUGGUUCAGGGGAGAAUUCGCGGCGGCCAACGCCAUCAUCGACGCUCUCUGUAACCACCUGACACAACUAGAUGGACUCGAUGGCCAUGGUGCUGAGUACGAAUCGGUGUUUGGUGCGAUCCAUAGGAGGCGAUUGAAUUGGAUCCCGAUCCUUCAGAUGCAGAAAUACUACUCUAUAGCAGACGUCGCUUUGGAGCUUAAGAAAGUCGCGUCCAAGAAAAUGAUGAGGGAGGGAGGAGAAAAGAAGAAAAUUGAGGAAGUCAAGGUUUUUUAUCAUAAAAAGGAAGAAAGUAGCAAAGAUGCCAAUGGUAGUGUUCAGGUCGUGAAUGGAGAAUCCGGGGAGGAAAUGAAGGAGAGUGAAGGUGAAGCAGUUGAUGAGGUGGUGGAAGAAGUUUCGUCCGUUGACGAUCAAUCGGAUCGUAAGGCUAAUGAUGAAGCAGAUUAUCAAGAAGAGCAGCUCCCUGAGGAAAGCAUACAAAUUUGCUCCAACCAUGAAGAUUGUGAGAAUCGCAGAGACCAGAUAAAGACAACCAAAGGAUUCGUAGCCAAGGAACUCGUUAAGGGACAUAUGGUCAAUGUGGUGAAAGGUCUAAAACUGUAUGAGGACAUCUUCACUGACUCUGAGCUCUCCAAGCUCAAUUCCUUUGUAAAUCAACUCCUCCUUGCUGGUCGAAAUGGAGAAUUGUCAGGGGAGACGUUUAUUUUAUUUAACAAACAGUUGAAGGGGAACGAGAGAGAGCUAAUUCAGCUAGGGGUUCCAAUUUUCGGACAGAUUAGAGAUGAAACAAAUAGCAAAUCUCAAAGGAGUAAUAUUGAACCAAUUCCACCAGUUCUUCAAGCAGUCAUCGAUCACUUGGUUCAAUGGCAUCUGAUUCCAGAGAGUAGAAAACCCAACAGUUGCAUUAUUAACUUCUUUGAUGAGGGAGAAUACUCGCAACCUUAUCUGAAACCGCCGCAUUUGGACCAACCCACUUCCACACUACUUCUUUCCGAAUCAAACAUGGCUUUUGGACGGGUUCUCAUGAGUGAUCAGAAAGGCAAUUUUAAGGGUUCACUCAUGGUUUCAAUUAAAGAAGGGUCACUUCUAGUCAUGCGAGGAAAAAGUGCUGACAUGGCAAGACACGUCAUAUGUGCAAGUUCAAACAAGAGGGUGAGCAUCACAUUCUCCAAGGUUCGGCUUGACACCAACAACCAAAUGAGGCCAUCAACCACCCCUCCUCUGACCAGGGCCAUGACAGUGUGGCAGCCAGGAGUUCCACAGCCUUAUACGAUGCCAAAUGGCACAUUCAACGGGUACGAAGCAAUAGAAAUGGUCCCAAAAUGGGGGGUCCUUCGUGCCCCACUGGUCAUGUUAACCCCGGUGCCACCCAUGGUGAUAAACCCCAGAAGAAUCCCUCGUGGUGGAACCGGAGUGUUCUUGCCUUGGACAGUAGGGUCCAAGAAACCACCAAGGCAUCUUCCACCACGGGCUCAGAAGGGAAGGCUUCUUGCAUUACCUUCCUCUGUAGAAACACAAGCAGGGGAGCCCAUAUCGGAUUCGGGCGCCAGGGAGUGACCACUACUUUAGCUUCUAUCUUUGGUUAUUCUCCUUUUUCGGGUUUUCGGCACCUCCCUCACCCAAACAAGAAAAGUAGUUUGGAUUACCAGAUGAUGUUUGAGGCCAAAGCUGUACAAAAUCGUGGGAAGUAUUACCCUGUCCUCCCCUAACUGUGGAGAGGAGAUUUGUAUGUCAUAGAGAGGAGUGAGGGGCACCUUUUUAUCUUUGGCCUCUUGUUUAUUGGAUUGAAAUGGGGCUGUGUAGGACCGUAGGUGCACUAAGAGGGGGGGUCUGUAGCCUUUUGAUCUUGUUUUGGGGCUUUUCUCAUUUUAGGAAGAUUAGAGAUGAUUUAGUUUUAGUUCAUGAAGGGUCAUCAGGGCAGAGUGUUUUGUGAAUUAACCCUGAUAGAGAGAGGAUUUUGUAUUAA